Rhodotorula toruloides NP11 is the source of this 1938-nucleotide messenger RNA. RefSeq names its product L-serine dehydratase. Gene Ontology annotation, biological process: gluconeogenesis. The coding region runs from base 1 to 1938 and encodes 645 amino acids. Lineage: Eukaryota; Fungi; Basidiomycota; Microbotryomycetes; Sporidiobolales; Sporidiobolaceae. The record is from RefSeq and is a predicted model, not a curated record. Gene Ontology annotation, molecular function: L-serine ammonia-lyase activity; 4 iron, 4 sulfur cluster binding. The transcript is spliced from 8 exons.
AUGCUUCGUGCCGCGACGCGAACAGUACGGACACACUGUCGACGCGCACCAUCAGCCCUGCGACUGCGAGUAGCCGCCUCCCUCUUCCCUUCCGUUCCCCCACACCCUCCUCUUCGAAGUCUUCCCUCGCGACAACACCGUUCCUUUGCGUCGCGAGCGAUCGUGGAGCCUGAAGAAGAGGAUGAGGGAACAUCUGCCGACGUGCUGCCGCGAGCGGAGCACGCCGUCAUCAGCACCUUCGACCUCUUUUCGAUUGGCGUAGGCCCGUCCUCGAGCCACACUGUCGGUCCCAUGCGGGCGGCAAAGAUUUUUGUCUCGGACUUGAAGGAUCUCGGCAUCCUCGAGAAGGUCCGGAAACUUAAGAUAGGGCUGUACGGCUCACUGGCGGCAACGGGGAAGGGCCACUUGACGCCAGAAGCGAUCAUGAUGGGACUUGAGGGGAGUGACCCGGAGACGAUUGAGACAUCGACAGUCAACUCUCGCUACGCUGCCAUCCUCGAAACAGGUCGACUACAGCUCAACGGCACGCACACGAUCUCCUACUCGCACGACAAGGACAUGCUCUGGCGCAUGGAACCCUUGCCUGCUCACCCAAACGGCAUGCGCUUCUCGGUCUUUGACGAUGAGGGGACGCUGAUGGCGACGAACGAGUACUUUUCGGUCGGAGGAGGAUUCGUGGUGAAUGAGCAGACGCAAGUCGACGAGAAUCUCUACUAUCGCGGCAUCCACAAGCAAGAAGUCGCCGAGUCUCGCCGAGACCAAGCGCACGGUCUUCCGCCCGGCGCCCUCGCACCCCUCGCGCUUCCACCAGCAGAGAACGCUCCUUCAACCAACGCACCCGUCAAAGCCGAGCAACCUCCGCAACAUCAGCCUCCAUACCUCUUCCGAAACGCAGCUGGAUUGGUCCGCCUUACCCAGCAGCAUAACCUUACGAUUGCCCAGCUGGUCUGGCAAAACGAGCGCGCCUUCCUCUCCGACAGCGAGAUCUCCGAAAAGCUGCUCAACCUGUGGCGAGUGAUGGACGCGUCCAUCCAUUCAGGCGUCUCGUCGACCGACCCAGAACUGCCCGGCCGCCUGCGCGUCCGCCGACGAGCGCCUCACCUUUAUCGCCGCCUCUUCAAGGGCUUCUACCCUUCCCUUCUCCCCUCUUCCGCCGACUCGAACGCCGCCCUCCCUCCGCCACCUCCAUCCGCAUCACAACCCCUCACACUCGCUCACGGCUUCAACUUCUCCGCUCCUCCUCCUGCCUCUCGAACGAACGGCGCGCCUCUCGUCGUCGGCUCGUUCGAACACCCUCUUCCGCCUACACCGCGCACGAAGGGUCAGUUCCCGGCGAUCGAUUGGCUCAGCUGUUAUGCUAUCGCCGUCAACGAGACGAACGCGAGCGGAGGAAGGGUUGUUACGGCGCCGACGAACGGCGCUUCUGGCGUCAUUCCCGCCGUCCUCAAGUACCUCAUCGAGUUCAUCUCGGACGACCCGGAGCGCGACAUCAAGACCUUCCUCCUCACCGCCUCCGCAAUCGGCAUGCUCUACAAGCGCGGUGCGACCAUCUCCGCCGCCGAAGGAGGCUGCAUGGCCGAAGUCGGAGUCGCAUCGAGCAUGGCAGCGGGCGCCUUGACAGCCUGCAUGGGCGGAACGCCGUCGCAGAUCAUGCAAGCCGCCGAGAUCGGUAUCGAGCACUCGCUCGGCUUGACCUGCGACCCGAUCGACGGACUUGUCCAGGUCCCAUGCAUCGAGCGCAACUCGCUCGGCGCGGUCAAGGCUGUCACGGCGGCGCAACUUGCGCUUGCGGGCGAGGGAGUUCACUCGGUUUCGCUUGACGAUGCGAUUGAGGCGAUGCGGUUGACGGCGCGCGGCAUGCAUGAGCACUUCAAGGAGACGUCGCUCAGCGGGCUGGCAACGGCCGUCAAGAUUCCGCUUUCGUCCCCGGCGUGUUAG